UAAUCCCAGUUCGGAAUGAAAUUAAAUACCACCAGCUUUUUGCUCAUUCUAGUCAGCCAAGCAUGGGGCCAAUCAAUAAAGAUAAGGAUACCAGUGUGGGAUGCUUCCACAAUAUUUUCAAGGCUCACUGGAAUCGGAACAAAUUCGCAAAACACUAAUAGCCAAAGGCCAUCUAAUCAGCAAAAUAACAAUCAACAGAAUGUGGAAUAUAACGAUUACCUCAAUAACUAUUAUAAUAACUAUUGGGCGAAUGCAUACCAAAACUUAGCAAAUUAUGACCCUUAUGGAUAUGGCUAUUAUAGCCCGUACGGACCUUUCGGUCCUUAUGAUCCAGGUCAAUUUCAAACUCCACCAACACCGUCAGUCACACAAACAUCAACGCCAAUCGUUCCAACGACAACAGAACCUCUAACCACAUCAGCAGAUACUACGACCACUACUGAAACACCGAUUUGUGCAGUCUUUCCUAAUCUCCCAGCGUGUCAAACAUCGACCACUUCAACAUCCACAGCAAUCCCAUCCUCAACAUCGGACUCUUCGACUACGUCCACAGCAAUUCCGACACCCACAACAACCGAAAGUACUUCAACAUCCACCGCGAUUCCAACAUCCUCAUCAUCGGACCCUACAACUACGUCCACAGCAAUUCCUACUUCCACAACAACCGAAAGUACAACAGCAUCCGCAACAACUGAAAGCACUUCAACAUCCACCGCAAUCCCAACAUCCUCAACAUCGGCAACUACGACAACGUCCACUGCAAUUCCGACUUCCACAACAACCGAUAGUACUACAACAUCCACAACAACCGAAAGUACAACAGCAUCCACAACAACUGAAAGCACUUCAACAUCCACCGCAAUCCCAACAUCCUCAACAUCGGCAUCUACGACUACGUCCACGGCAAUUCCUACUACCACAACAACCGAAAGUACUACAACAUCCACAACUGAAAGUACUUCAACAUCCACCGCAAUCCCAACAUCGGAAUCUCCGACAACGUCCACUGCAAUUCCCACUUCCACAACAACCGAUAGUACUACAACAUCCACAACAACCGAAAGUACAACAGCAUCCACAACAACUGAAAGCACUUCAACAUCCACCGCAAUCACAACAUCCUCAACAUCGGCAUCUACGUCCACAGCAAUUCCUUCUUCCACAACAACCGAAAGUACAACAGCAUCAACAACAACUGAAAGCACUUCAACAUCCACCGCAAUCCCAACAUCCUCAACAUCGGCAUCUACGACUACGUCCACAGCAAUUCCUACUUCCACAACAACCGAUAGUACUACAACAUCCACAACAACCGAAAGUACAACAGCAUCCACAACAACUGAAAGCACUUCAACAUCCACCGCAAUCCCAACAUCCUCAACAUCGGCAUCUACGACUACGUCCACAGCAAUUCCUACUACCACAACAACCGAAAGUACUACAACAUCCACAACUGAAAGUACUUCAACAUCCACCGCAAUCCCAACAUCGGAAUCUCCGACAACGUCCACUGCAAUUCCCACUUCCACAACAACCGAUAGUACUACAACAUCCACAACAACCGAAAGUACAACAGCAUCCACAACAACUGAAAGCACUUCAACAUCCACCGCAAUCCCAACAUCCUCAACAUCGGCAUCUACGACUACGUCCACAGCAAUUCCUACUACCACAACAACCGAAAGUACUACAACAUCCACAACUGAAAGUACUUCAACAUCCACCGCAAUCCCAACAUCGGAAUCUCCGACAACGUCCACUGCAAUUCCCACUUCCACAACAACCGAUAGUACUACAACGUCCACAACAACCGAAAGUACAACAGCAUCCACAACAACUGAAAGCACUUCAACAUCCACCGCAAUCCCAACAUCCUCAACAUCGGCAUCUACGACUACGUCCACAGCAAUUCCUACUACCACAACAACCGAAAGUACUACAACAUCCACAACUGAAAGUUCUUCAACAUCCACCGCAAUCCCAACAUCGGAAUCUCCGACAACGUCCACUGCAAUUCCCACUUCCACAACAACCGAUAGUACUACAACAUCCACAACAACCGAAAGUACAACAGCAUCCACAACAACUGAAAGCACUUCAACAUCCACCGCAAUCCCAACAUCCUCAACAUCGGCAUCUACGACUACGUCCACAGCAAUUCCUACUACUACAACAACCGAAAGUACUACAACAUCCACAACUGAAAGUACUUCAACAUCCACCGCAAUCCCAACAUCGGAAUCUCCGACAACGUCCACUGCAAUUCCCACUUCCACAACAACCGAUAGUACUACAACAUCCACAACAACCGAAAGUACAACAGCAUCCACAACAACUGAAAGCACUUCAACAUCCACCGCAAUCACAACAUCCUCAACAUCGGCAUCUACGUCCACAGCAAUUCCUACUUCCACAACAACCGAAAGUACAACAGCAUCCACAACAACUGAAAGCACUUCAACAUCCACCGCAAUCCCAACAUCCUCAACAUCGGCAUCUACGUCCACAGCAAUUCCUUCUUCCACAACAACCGAAAGUACAACAGCAUCCACAACAACGGAAAGCACUUCAACAUCCACCGCAAUCCCAACAUCCUCAACAUCGGCAUCUACGACUACGUCCACAGCAAUUCCUACUUCCACAACAACCGAAAGUACAACAGCAUCCACAACAACUGAAAGCACUUCAACAUCCACCGCAAUCCCAACAUCCUCAACAUCGGCAACUACGACAACGUCCACUGCAAUUCCGACUUCCACAACAACCGAUAGUACUACAACAUCCACAACAACCGAAAGUACAACAGCAUCCACAACAACUGAAAGCACUUCAACAUCCACCGCAAUCCCAACAUCCUCAACAUCGGCAUCUACGACUACGUCCACAGCAAUUCCUACUACCACAACAACCGAAAGUACUACAACAUCCACAACUGAAAGUACAUCAACAUCCACCGCAAUCCCAACAUCGGAAUCUCCGACAACGUCCACUGCAAUUCCCACUUCCACAACAACCGAUAGUACUACAACAUCCACAACAACCGAAAGUACAACAGCAUCCACAACAACUGAAAGCACUUCAACAUCCACCGCAAUCCCAACAUCCUCAACAUCGGCAUCUACGACAACGUCCACUGCAAUUCCGACUUCCACAACAACCGAUAGUUCCACAACAUCCACAACAACCGAAAGUACAACAGCAUCCACAACAACUGAAAGCACUUCAACAUCCACCGCAAUCCCAACAUCGGAAUCUACGACAACGUCCACUGCAAUUCCGACCUCCACAACAACCGAUAGUACUACAACAUCCACAACAACCGAAAGUACAACAGCAUCCACAACAACUGAAAGCACUUCAACAUCCACCGCAAUCCCAACAUCCUCAACAUCAGCAUCUACGACUACGUCCACAGAAAUUCCUACUUCCACAACAACCGAAAGUACUACCACAUCCACCGCAAUCCCAACAUCCUCAACUUCAGACUUUACGACAACGUCCACUGCAAGUCCAACAGAUUCAACGACAACUUCCACGGCAAGUCCGACCACCGAAAGUACUACAACAUCCACAACAACUGAAAGUACUACCACAUCCACCGCAAUCCCCACAUCCUCAACUUCGGACUCUACGACAACGUCCACUGCAAGUCCAUCAGAUUCAACGACAACUUCCACAUCAAGUCCGACCACCGAAAGUUCUACAACAUCUACAACAACUGAAAGUAGUACAACAUCCACCGCGAUCCCAACAUCCUCAACAUCCGAUUCUACGACUACUUCCACUGCAAGUCCAACAACCGAAAGUUCUUCAACAUCCACAUCAACUGAAAGUACUACCACAUCCACAACAACUGAAAGUACUACCACUUCCACCGCAAUCCCCACAUCCUCAACUUCGGACUCUACGACAACGUCCACUGCAAGUCCAUCAGAUUCAACGACAACUUCCACAUCAAGUCCGACCACCGAAAGUUCUACAACAUCUACAACAACUGAAAGUAGUACAACAUCCACCGCGAUCCCAACAUCCUCAACAUCCGAUUCUACGACUACUUCCACUGCAAGUCCAACAACCGAAAGUUCUUCAACAUCCACAUCAACUGAAAGUACUACCACAUCCACAACAACUGAAAGUACUACCACUUCCACCGCAAUCCCCACAUCCUCAACUUCGGACUCUACGACAACGUCCACUGCAAGUCCAUCAGAUUCAACGACAACUUCCACAUCAAGUCCGACCACCGAAAGUUCUACAACAUCUACAACAACUGAAAGUAGUACAACAGCCACCGCGAUCCCAACAUCCUCAACAUCCGAUUCUACGACUACGUCCACUGCAAGUCCAACAACCGAAAGUACUACAACAUCCACAACAACUGAAAAUACAACAUCUUCAACAUCCGACUCUACGACUACUUCCACUGCAAGUCCAACAACCGAAAGUUCUUCAACAUCCACAACAACUGAAAGUACUACCACUUCCACAACAACUGAAAGUACUACCACAUCCACAACAACUGAAAGUACUACCACUUCCACCGCAAUACCCACAUCCUCAACUUCGGACUCUACGACAACGUCCACUGCAAGUCCAUCAGAUUCAACGACAACUUCCACGGCAAGUCCGACAACCGAAAGUACUACAACAUCCACAACAACUGAAAGUAGUACAACAUCCACCGCGAUUCCAACAUCCUCAACAUCCGAUUCUACGACUACUUCCACUGCAAGUCCAACAACCGAAAGUUCUUCAACAUCCACAUCAACUGAAAGUACUACCACAUCCACAACAACUGAAAGUACUACCACUUCCACCGCAAUCCCCACAUCCUCAACUUCGGACUCUACGACAACGUCCACUGCAAGUCCAUCAGAUUCAACGACAACUUCCACAUCAAGUCCGACCACCGAAAGUUCUACAACAUCCACAACAACUGAAAGUAGUACAACAUCCACCGCGAUCCCAACAUCCUCAACAUCCGAUUCUACGACUACGUUCACUGCAAGUCCAACAACCGAAAGUUCUUCAUCAUCCACAACAACUGAAAGUACUACCACAUCCACCGCAAUCCCAACAUCCUCAACUUCAGACUUUACGACAACGUCCACUGCAAGUCCAACAGAUUCAACGACAACUUCCACGGCAAGUCCGACCACCGAAAGUUCUUCAACAUCCACAACAACUGAAAGUACUACCACAUCCACAACAACUGAAAGUACUACCACUUCCACAACAACUGAAAGUACUACCACAUCCACAACAACUGAAAGUACUACCACUUCCACCGCAAUCCCCACAUCCUCAACUUCGGACUCUACGACAACGUCCACUGCAAGUCCAUCAGAUUCAACGACAACUUCCACGGCAAGUCCGACAACCGAAAGUACUACAACAUCCACAACAACUGAAAGUAGUACAACAUCCACCGCGAUCCCAACAUCCUCAACUUCGGACUCUACGACAACGUCCACUGCAAGUCAAUCAGAUUCAACGACAACUUCCACAUCAAGUCCAACCACCGAAAGUUCUACAACAUCCACAACAACUGAAAGUAGUACAACAUCCACCGCUAUCCCAACAUCCUCAACAUCCGAUUCUACGACUACUUCCACUGCAAGUCCAACAACCGAAAGUUCUUCAACAUCCACAUCAACUGAAAGUACUACCACAUCCACAACAACUGAAAGUACUACCACUUCCACCGCAAUCCCCACAUCCUCAACUUCGGACUCUACGACAACGUCCACUGCAAGUCCAUCAGAUUCAACGACAACUUCCACAUCAAGUCCGACCACCGAAAGUUCUACAACAUCCACAACAACUGAAAGUAGUACAACAGCCACCGCGAUCCCAACAUCCUCAACAUCCGAUUCUACGACUGCGUCCACUGCAAGUCCAACAACCGAAAGUACUACAACAUCCACAACAACUGAAAAUACAACAUCUUUAACAUCCGACUCUACGACUACUUCCACUGCAAGUCCAACAACCGAAAGUUCUUCAACAUCCACAACAACUGAAAGUACUACCACAUCCACAACAACUGAAAGUACUACCACUUCCACCGCAAUCCCCACAUCCUCAACUUCGGACUCUACGACAACGUCCACUGCAAGUCCAUCAGAUUCAACGACAACUUCCACAUCAAGUCCGACAACCGAAAGUUCUACAACAUCCACAACAACUGAAAACACAACAUCUUCAACAUCCGACUCUACGACUACAUCCACUGCAAGUCCAACAACCGAAAGUUCUUCAAUAUCCAAAACAACUGAAAGUACUACAACAUCCACAACAACUGAAAGUAGUACAACAUCCACCGCGAUCCCAACAUCCUCAACAUCCGAUUCUACGACUACGUCCACUGCAAGUCCAACAACCGAAAGUACUACAACAUCCACAACAACUGAAAAUACAACAUCUUCAACAUCCGACUCUACGACUACUUCCACUGCAAGUCCAACAACCGAAAGUUCUUCAACAUCCACAACAACUGAAAGUACUACCACAUCCACAACAACUGAAAGUACUACCACUUCCACCGCAAUCCCCACAUCCUCAACUUCGGACUCUACGACAACGUCCACUGCAAGUCCAUCAGAUUCAACGACAACUUCCACAUCAAGUCCGACAACCGAAAGUUCUACAACAUCCACAACAACUGAAAACACAACAUCUUCAACAUCCGACUCUACGACUACGUCUACUGCAAUCCCAACCUCCUCAACUUCGGACUCCACUGCAAGUCCAUCAGAUUCAACGACAACUUCCACGGCAAGUCCGACAACCGAAAGUACUACAACAUCCACAACAACUGAAAGUAGUACAACAUCCACCGCAAUCCCAACAUCCUCAACUUCGGACUCUACGACAACGUUCACUGCAAGUCCAACAGAUUCAACGACAACUUCCACGGCAAGUCCGACCACCGAAAGUACUACAACAUCCACAACAACCGAAAGUAUUACAACAUCCAACGCAAUCCCAAUAUCCACUGCAAGUACAUCAGAUUCAAUGACAACCUCCACAGCAAUUCCGACGUCUACUACAAUCGGUAGUAUAACGACAUCCACAGCUAUUCCAGCAUCCACAGAAUCUUCAAUAACCCAAGAUUCAAUUUGCAUUGAGUAUCCACAGCUUCCUAAAUGUCAAUCUGGAAAGUCAGCAACCCUUAAAACAAUUGGAUCUAAUAUGGCUGAAACCAAGCCAGUAGGCGCUGCUUUUAAGCCCGAGCAAAAACUGACUAUAACAUCAAUGCCCCAGUCCGUGACUUCGCUGUGCCACUUUUAUCCCCGCCUUUGCUUGAAACCUGAAGAAGCCCAAUUUGUUCUUCUGGCUGAUGAGCAUGGAAAACCCUCAUUGUUGAUUUCGUCAAUUGAAGGACGAUCCGCUUACUCUCAAAAGCUUCCUGCUUUGUGGCGAGCUAUAAGCAGAGCCCAUAGGAAUAAGUAACAAAUUCUAGUAAAUGCGGGUAAAAUUGACAUUGUUUUACAAAACACGAAGAAAAAUUAAACAGAAAGUGCAAGAAUGA
This is a messenger RNA of Drosophila yakuba, 7534 nucleotides long. Its product is annotated as serine-rich adhesin for platelets. NCBI's taxonomy places the organism in Eukaryota, Metazoa, Arthropoda, Insecta, Diptera, Drosophilidae. The transcript has a single exon. Bases 16 to 7455 code for a protein of 2479 amino acids. The record is from RefSeq and is a predicted model, not a curated record.